Messenger RNA from Aspergillus pseudonomiae, 1050 nucleotides. RefSeq lists its product as uncharacterized. The record is from RefSeq and is a predicted model, not a curated record. Gene Ontology annotation, molecular function: oxidoreductase activity. NCBI's taxonomy places the organism in Eukaryota, Fungi, Ascomycota, Eurotiomycetes, Eurotiales, Aspergillaceae. The coding region runs from base 175 to 1011 and encodes 278 amino acids. The transcript has a single exon.
GAGUUAAAGGUAUAGGGGUGGCGGCCAGCAUCCGAGUGCUCCGAUAGAUGACAUAUAUGACCUAGGCCCAAGUAUAUAUAAGUCGACCAAGAAGUUCCCUCAAGUCUUGGUACUCUCAUCUAUUCCAUUUUCUUGAUUGUCCCAGCCCAUUUUUGGAUAAGAUACACUCCAAACAUGCCCAACAACAAACUCAGCGGAUCCCGCAUCCUUGUCGUCGGGGGCACGUCAGGCAUUGGCUUCGCCAUCGCACAACUCGCCCUGGAAAGCAAUGCAAACGUCAUUAUCGCCUCCUCCAGCACUUCAAAGAUCCAGGCGGCCAUCAAGCGUCUGCAAGAAUCCUGCCCGGACUCUACAGCAUCUAUUGCCGGCCACCCCGUCGCCCUGGGCGAUGAGACAGCAGAAGAGAACAUCAUCAAACUGUUUGAAUACGCGACUUCGCCUUCGCUUUUUCCUCCCUCUGGACAAGAAGGUGACAGUAAUACUGAGGGAAAGGACAGAAUCUUACUCGACCACAUAGCCUUCACGGCUGGCAACAUUCCCAACCUCCACCCGCCUACAUCUCCUUCCAUCAAUAAAGCCUACAUCAACAGCAUUGGAGAUGUCCGAGUCAUCGGCGCGGCGUUGCUCGCUAAACACUCCCAGAAAUAUCUGCGCCAGUCUCGCUCGUCGAGUAUCACGCUGACCAGCGGCGCAAACGUGGACAGGCCCCAGAAAGGGUGGACGUUUGGUGCCAUGAUGAGCGGUGCUACAGAGGGGAUGGCGCGUGGCCUAGCCGUGGAUCUGGCGCCAGUCAGAGUGAAUGUUGUGUCGCCGGGAGCUGUGGAUACGGAGAUUUUCGAUAGAUUUGGGGACAAGAGGGAAGAGUUUAUGAAGAAGUUUGGGGAGCAGACUUUGACGGGGUCUGUGGGGAAGCCGAUGGAUAUAGCAGAGGCAUAUGUCUAUGCGAUGCGGGACUGGAAUUUGGCAGGCGAAAAGAUUGGGAGUAACGGGGGGCGGUUGCUCCAUACCUAGGUACCUAGGUAGGGAGUCUUACUACAUGCAGCGGAAGCC